Messenger RNA from Osmerus eperlanus (European smelt), 2841 nucleotides. RefSeq names its product thyrotropin-releasing hormone receptor a (gene trhra). Gene Ontology annotation, molecular function: thyrotropin-releasing hormone receptor activity. The record is from RefSeq and is a predicted model, not a curated record. The coding region runs from base 128 to 1336 and encodes 402 amino acids. Gene Ontology annotation, biological process: phospholipase C-activating G protein-coupled receptor signaling pathway. Lineage: Eukaryota; Metazoa; Chordata; Actinopteri; Osmeriformes; Osmeridae. Gene Ontology annotation, cellular component: membrane. The transcript is spliced from 2 exons.
UUGGGAUACUUUGUUUUGGAGCACAUUUUUGACUGAAUCAUGAUUUUUAAGGCUUAAAUUCACGUGCUUGGCAAGGUCUGAAACUAAGAACUUCGGUCUCUCAAAGUGGACAAAACUCACCUUAACCAUGGAAAAUGUUACUCAAGACAACCAAACCCUUGGAGUUUGGACCGAUUACAGCAUUAAGUACAAAGUGGCCAGCAUAUUGCUGGUAACACUAAUUUGCGGGAUCGGUAUAGUCGGGAACGUGAUGGUCAUCUUGGUAGUUCUCACCACCAAGCACAUGCGGACACCCACCAACUGUUACUUGGUCAGCCUGGCAGUGGCUGACCUGAUGGUCCUAACUGCGGCUGGGCUACCAAACAUCACGGAGAGUUUGUACGGUGAAUGGGUGUACGGCUACGUCGGCUGCGUCGGUAUAACUUACUUCCAGUACUUGGGCAUUAACGCGUCCUCAUGCUCCAUCACCGCCUUCACCAUAGAGCGCUACAUCGCCAUAUGCCACCCGAUCAGAGCGCAGUUCCUGUGCACGCUCUCCAGGGCGAAAAGAAUAAUAAUAGUGGUCUGGGCUUUCACGUCUCUGUACUGCCUCAUGUGGGUUUUCCUAUCCGACACUAAAUUGGUAGUUUAUGACAACGUUUCCCUACUCACCUGCGCCUACAAAGGGGACAGAACUAUGUACCUGCCCAUCUACUUCGCUGAUUUCACAAUUUUCUACGUGCUGCCGCUAAUACUCGCCACGGUCCUGUACGGGCUGAUCGCCAGGAUCCUGUUUCUCAACCCGCUGCCCGCAGACCCCAAAGAGAACACUAAGAAGUGGAAGAAGGAGUCGUGCCAAGGCAGCAGGAUGAUGAGCACCAAGAACUCCUCGUGUAGCACCACCGCUGCCUCGCGCAGACAGGUGACCAAGAUGUUGGCGGUGGUGGUGGUUCUGUUUGCGUUGCUGUGGAUGCCCUACCGGACCCUGGUUGUGGUCAACUCCUUCCUGGGAGACAAGGGCUACCAGGACCUUUGGUUCCUGCUCUUCUGCAGGCUCUGCAUCUACCAGAACAGCGCCGUCAACCCUGUCAUCUACAACGCCAUGUCCCAGAAGUUCCGUGCUGCCUUCCGGAAGCUGUGCCACUGUGGGCCGCAGCGCUCUGAGAAGCCGGCGUCCUAUAGCGUGGCCCUCACCUACAGCGUCAUCAAGGAUUCGUCCAAUGGGGAGAGCCCAGACCACUUUACUACGGAGAUGGAUGACCUGAACAACCCCGCUAACCAGUUUUUGCCCAGAAACAAAAGGAUGUCAUUCGAGGACCCCUCCCUGUCUGCAAGGGUGGACCUUGGCAGUGCCUGAAUCUUAAGAAUUUGGUCACGUAUAUUUGUGUUUUCCUAGUGGGUGUUUAUUCACAGGUAGUCUUGCUAAAUGUAAAGUGUGGACACACGCCUUUAUGUCCAAAUGUUUCUCUGUUCUGUUUAAAAGAUGAACAAGAACAUUUGAAGACUUACAUCAUUUGGAAAAGAUAAUAGCAUAAUAGUUUCUCUUCUACCAAACACUACCUGAACCGAAACAGUACCUAAACUCUAUCUGUACCCUAACAUUACCUGAACCCUAACAUUACUUGUACCCUAACAUUAUCUGUACCCUAACAUUGCCUGUACCCUAACAUUACCUGGACCCUAACAAUACCUGUACCCUAACAAUACCUGUACCGUAACAUUACCUGUACCCUAACAAUACCUGUACUCUAACAUUACCUGUACUCUAACAUGACCUGUACUUUAAUAUUACCUGGACCCUAACAUUACCUGUACCCUAACAAUACCUGUACCGUAACAUUACCUGUACCCUAACAUUACCUGUACUUUAACAUUACCUGUACUCUAACACUACUUGCACCUUUAUCCCUUACCUUCUGAGCAUGAGAGUGCAUUAUUCUCACUGUAUAUAUCGAUCCAUCUCAGCGUAAACAAAGCACAAUUCUGAGGUUAGCCGUGGUGCAGACCUUGACUCUGAAACGUGCUGGAGCAGAGUCUGGAUGUGCAUGGUGGCUACAGGGGCAUUGUGAUACAUUGCCCUGUGGAGAUUAGAGACCACUCCAUCAAAACUGGAACCGGCCACGCGUCACAUUUCCCUCAUGGUUUUCAGCUCUCUGAGGGCUAUCAAGCCCACACUAUAAUGGCUCCAUCCACCGCUUUGGUCCUCCAGCACAUUCCCAGCAUGCUCAGCAUCGUGCGCCAAUGUCCGUCCUGCACCAGCAGAGACAUGAUGGUCAGAGAUGACUGCAGUGCGCCCCUGACAGUGAGAUCCUGGAUGAAGUUAUUCGACCCCGACCCCUGCCUUCCUCCUAACUCCGGCGGCAGGGCAAACCUGUUGCAUUACACAAGCGCACUUCAAAAGACCAAAUUCAAAGACGCCUGCUGAAAGAAUAUGAGAAGCAUGUGAAAGCUCCCGGGAUGCAAAUUUGGCUCUGGGCUUUCCACAGUGGCAUGCCUGUCUGAGGGAGAGAUGCAGUGGGAUCCUUUGGAAGCUUACCGAUGAGGAGAGGAAAGAGACUCCACAUCACACAUCUCUUUGAUCUCGGAGCGGCAUGUCAGCUGACUUUCAGAGUCUGUAAGUUUAUCAGAUAAGGUGCGCCCUGUAGGGGAUCUUUUUUUGUAAUCUUUCUGACGCAUACGCAGCACAGGGCUGCCUCCCCUGCUGGCUGGCUGGCUGGCUGGCCGGCUGGGCUGGCUGGCUGUCUAGCCGGCUGGGAUGGCCGGCUGACUGUCUAGCCGCAGGAACUGCGAUGAGGGGUUGAGAGAGGUCAUUGGCCAGCAUGUGUAAUUAGAGAGGAAUCUGAUUCUUCAUGAAGAGACACA